Leopardus geoffroyi (Geoffroy's cat) is the source of this 4291-nucleotide messenger RNA. It is a transcript of the gene RAG1, whose product is annotated as recombination activating 1. The transcript is spliced from 2 exons. Gene Ontology annotation, biological process: V(D)J recombination; pre-B cell allelic exclusion; adaptive immune response. Bases 141 to 3272 code for a protein of 1043 amino acids. The record is from RefSeq and is a predicted model, not a curated record. NCBI's taxonomy places the organism in Eukaryota, Metazoa, Chordata, Mammalia, Carnivora, Felidae. Gene Ontology annotation, cellular component: nucleus; endodeoxyribonuclease complex; DNA recombinase complex. Gene Ontology annotation, molecular function: metal ion binding; sequence-specific DNA binding; ubiquitin protein ligase activity.
UCUGCUCUGAGGGCCGAGAAGGCAAAGAGGAGGAGGAGAACACACUUUGCCUUCUCUUUGGCAUCAAGUGAUAUCAGAAGAAUUACAGACAUCCCAACAAUUUGGCCAGGCAGCCUGCUGAGCAAGGUAACUCAGCCAUCAUGGCUGUCUCUUUGCCACCCGCCCUGGGACUCAGUUCCGCCCCAGAUGAAAUUCAGCACCCGCAUAUGAAAUUUUCAGAAUGGAAAUUUAAGCUCUUCAGGGUGAGAUCUUUUGAAAAGGCACCUGAAGAAGCUCAAAUAGAAAAGAAAAUUUCCUCCGAGGGGAAACCCUCUCUGGAGCAAUCCCCAGCAGUCCUGGAUGAGGCUGAUGGUCAGAAGCCAGCCCUGAGUCAACCGGCAUUAAAAGCUCACCCUACGUUUUCAAAGAAAUCCCAUGAUGAUGGGAAAGCAGGAGACAAAGCAAUCCACCAAGCCAACCUUCGCCAUCUCUGCCGUAUCUGUGGGAAUUCUUUUAAAACUGAUGGGCACAAUAGGAGCUAUCCAGUCCAUGGGCCAGUGGAUGGUAAAACCCAAGUCCUUUUACGAAAGAAGGAAAAGAGAGCCACUUCCUGGCCAGACCUCAUUGCCAAGGUUUUCCGGAUUGAUGUGAAAGCAGACGUUGACUCGAUCCACCCCACUGAAUUCUGCCACAGCUGCUGGAACAUCAUGUACAGGAAGUUUAGCAGUGCCCCGUGUGAAGUUAACUUCCCAAGGAAUGCACCCAUGGAGUGGCAUCCCCACACGCCAUCCUGUGACAUCUGCCAUGCUGCCUGCCGGGGACUCAAAAGGAAGAGUCAUCAGCCAAAUGUGCAGCUCAGCAAAAAACUCAAAACCGCGGUUGCCCGAGCGAGAAGAGCCCGUCGGCACAAGAAAAGAGCUCAGGCAAGGAUCAGCAGCAAGGAAGUGAUGAAGAAGAUCUCCAAGUGCAGUGACAUUCAUCUUAGUACCAAGCUUCUUGCGGUGGACUUCCCGGCACACUUUGUGAAAUCUAUCUCCUGCCAGAUUUGUGAACACAUCCUGGCUGACCCUGUGGAGACCAGCUGUAAGCACGUAUUUUGCAGGAUUUGCAUUCUCAGGUGCCUCAAAGUCAUGGGCAGCUAUUGUCCCUGUUGCCAAUAUCCCUGCUUCCCUACCGACCUGGAGAGUCCAGUGAAGUCCUUUGUGAGCAUCUUGAACUCCCUCAUGGUGAGAUGUCCAGCAAAAGAGUGCAAUGAGGAGGUCAGCUUGGAAAAAUAUAACCACCAUGUCUCAAGCCACAAGGAGUCAAAAGAGACUUUUGUGCAUAUUAAUAAAGGGGGUCGGCCCCGCCAGCAUCUCCUGUCCUUGACGCGAAGGGCUCAGAAGCAUCGCCUGAGGGAGCUCAAGCUGCAAGUGAAGGCUUUCGCCGACAAGGAAGAAGGUGGAGAUGUGAAGUCUGUGUGUCUGACCUUGUUCCUGCUGGCACUGAGGGCGAGGAAUGAGCACAGACAAGCCGACGAGCUGGAGGCCAUCAUGCAGGGACGGGGCUCUGGCCUGCAGCCAGCUGUGUGCUUGGCCAUCCGUGUCAACACCUUCCUCAGCUGCAGUCAGUACCACAAGAUGUACAGGACUGUGAAAGCCAUCACAGGGAGGCAGAUUUUUCAGCCUUUGCACGCCCUUCGGAAUGCUGAGAAGGUCCUCCUGCCAGGCUACUACCCCUUUGAGUGGCAGCCACCUCUGAAGAACGUGUCUUCCAGCACUGACGUCGGCAUUAUUGAUGGCCUGUCUGGACUGUCCUCCUCUGUGGACGAUUACCCGGUGGACACCAUUGCCAAGCGGUUCCGCUACGACUCGGCUUUGGUGUCUGCUUUGAUGGACAUGGAAGAAGAUAUCCUGGAAGGCAUGAGAGCCCAAGACUUGGAUGACUACCUGAAUGGCCCCUUCACCGUCGUGGUGAAGGAGUCUUGUGACGGCAUGGGAGAUGUGAGUGAGAAGCAUGGGAGCGGGCCAGCAGUUCCAGAAAAGGCGGUUCGCUUUUCGUUCACAGUCAUGAAGAUUACUGUAGCGCACGGCUCAGAAAACGUGAAGGUAUUUGAGGAGGUCAAACCUAACUCUGAACUGUGUUGCAAGCCCUUGUGCCUCAUGCUGGCAGACGAGUCUGACCACGAGACGCUGACGGCCAUCUUGAGCCCUCUCAUUGCCGAGAGGGAGGCCAUGAAGGCCAGCAACUUAGUGCUGGAGAUGGGAGGCAUCCUUCGGACUUUCAAGUUCAUCUUCAGGGGCACUGGGUACGAUGAGAAGCUUGCCCGGGAAGUUGAAGGCCUCGAGGCUUCUGGCUCAGUCUACAUUUGUACCCUUUGUGAUGCCACCCGCCUGGAGGCCUCUCAAAAUCUUGUCUUCCACUCCAUAACCAGAAGCCAUUCUGAGAACCUGGAGCGCUACGAGGUCUGGCGUUCCAACCCGUACCACGAGUCUGUGGAAGAACUGCGGGAUCGCGUGAAAGGAGUCUCAUCGAAACCUUUCAUUGAGACCGUCCCUUCCAUAGAUGCACUCCACUGUGACAUUGGCAAUGCGGCUGAGUUCUACAAGAUUUUCCAGCUAGAGAUAGGGGAGGUGUACAAGAAUCCCAAUGCCUCCAAAGAGGAAAGGAAAAGGUGGCAGGCUACGCUGGACAAGCAUCUCCGGAAGAAGAUGAACCUGAAGCCAAUCAUGAGGAUGAAUGGCAACUUUGCCAGGAGGCUCAUGACCAAAGAAACAGUUGAAGCAGUCUGUGAAUUAAUCCCCUCCGAGGAGAGGCACGAAGCUCUCAGGGAGCUGAUGGACCUUUACCUGAAGAUGAAACCUGUGUGGCGAUCGACAUGUCCUGCUAAAGAGUGCCCAGAAUCCCUCUGCCAGUAUAGUUUCAAUUCACAGCGUUUUGCUGAGCUCCUCUCUACCAAGUUCAAGUAUAGAUAUGAGGGCAAAAUCACCAAUUACUUUCACAAAACCUUGGCACACGUGCCUGAAAUUAUUGAGAGAGACGGCUCCAUUGGGGCAUGGGCAAGCGAGGGAAAUGAAUCUGGCAACAAACUGUUCAGGCGCUUCCGAAAAAUGAAUGCCAGACAGUCCAAGUGCUACGAGAUGGAAGAUGUCUUGAAACAUCACUGGUUGUAUACCUCCAAAUAUCUGCAGAAGUUUAUGAACGCUCAUAACGCGUAUAGAAACUCUGGGUUUACCUUAAACUCGCAGCCAGGCGUGGGGGACCCAAUAGGCCUAGAGGACUCUCUGGAAACUCAAGAUUCGAUGGAUUUUUAAGCAGGGCAGCUGCCUUUGUGUUGGUUUUGCAAAUAAGUUUUCUUCUGGGUUGCACUGAGACCUUCUCCUGGCACCCUUCACUUCUGUGUGUGGGGCUUCACCACCCGAGCAGUGGUAGAUGGGAGAGGCCAGAGGUGCCAAAUCCAUGUCAGCAAUGGAUAACUGAUGAGCUGAGUGCUUGAGCCGUUUAGGGAGUUCAGGAAAGCAACAGGAGAAAUCAGUUAUUUGGAAGCUCAAUAACUCAGAACAGGAGUAACUGCAGGGGCCCAGAGAUGAACCAAGAUGUGCGUGUGUGACUGAGUGCCGUGGAAAAUCAAAGCUAAGGUUGUCAAAGAAAUAGCCAGGGAAGUCAGGAAAGGGAUUUGUCUUGUGGUUUGCAUUCCCCACCCCCUCAAUUUAUUAUUCUUUGUAUUGAGAUAUAAGUGGUUUUUUUUAAAUACCAUUUCUAUAGAAUUCUUUAUUUUAUAAAUUUCACAGAUCUUGGCUUAUUCCACAGGAUUCAAAAAUCUUUAAGAGCUUUUCAGAUUUCGCUGAUAAUAACAUCUUACACUUGUAUGGCAUGGUGACCUUUACAAAGUGCUCAGUGCAUUUUCUCAUUUGGUAUUUUUAUGCAGAAAUACCCUACAUCCAGAAAAUUUUUGGAAAAUCAGCCUUCUUCUGAGUCUCAAUGAUGUCAAUGUCGAGUGACCUUAAGGGGCUUAGGGGGUCAUCUGCCACCGUGAAUUUUUCAAUAAUAAAGUUGAAAGAAUAAAACUGUUAGCUACAGUUAGUCAUGAAAUCUUCUGAUAAUACAUUUUUCUUAUCUAUCAGUAGCCAAAUAUGAUUUUUAUUUUUACUUCUUAAUUUCAAUUAGAGUCUCCAAUGCUUUUCUAUAUAAUCUUGAAGCCUUUUAAAAUCUGGGUUUACUUACUGUAUAAAAACAGAUCUAAUGUUUUACUGAAAAAUUUUUGCCAGAUUUUCUCCAUGUGAAACCGGGGUCAAUUUUACUAAAUCCAGAUUUCAUGGAGUCUUUCCCUCUG